AUGCUCCUCCUUCUUCUUCUGCUUCUACUUCUGCUUCUGCUUCUGCUUCUGCACUUUGUUUCAAACAAGCCUAGCGUUGCAGCCGCUGCACCGCCUGCUGACAUGCGACUAAACGCCAGUGCACGCCGACCAAGAUUGCCAGGGCUUGUCUCCAUUCCCGCCCUGGCAUUCGGCCACUUGUCUCGUACUUACAUGGUCCUGCUCGGCUCACAGACCGACGAAUGCGGGGCUGCUAGCAGCGAUCCUGUCAGACCCAUCUCCCGUCCUCCCACCCGUCCUGGUGAACAGUCGCCGACAUCAUGUCGACUCAUGUUGGAGACAGGUUGCGUGGUUGCCAUGCUCCAAUGUGCGACGUUUUGCUGGCAAUCACCCCACGGUCUCCCUUGUUACAUUGGACAAGGGACGGACGGUCUUGUCCCUCCGAUCCAUACUAACCCAAAAUCCCCCCUGGUGCCAUGGCGUACAUACUUACUUACUGCUUCGAUACCUGCCGUCCUAGCCAUGUGCGCAAAAGUCUUGGCUCCUCGUGUCCAAGAUUCUCUUGUGCCCCCUCUGAUUGCCUCAGCAAGACUCUCCGCACGCAGUCUCAAGAUCGACACCCGCUCUCGCUUACUACGGCCUAACCUUGCGGCUUUACUCAGCCCGGUCGCAACAGGGGUACCAAGCAGAUCCUCCCAUUAG
This is a messenger RNA of Bipolaris oryzae ATCC 44560, 681 nucleotides long. RefSeq lists its product as uncharacterized. The transcript has 4 exons. NCBI's taxonomy places the organism in Eukaryota, Fungi, Ascomycota, Dothideomycetes, Pleosporales, Pleosporaceae. The record is from RefSeq and is a predicted model, not a curated record. Bases 1 to 681 code for a protein of 226 amino acids.